UCGUAGGAACAAGACCUAAGGUACUGCUGGGAGCUCCAAAAACCCCUGGGGGGUUGUUCUUCAACAAGCCCAACUAAACCAGAGACAUGUGUGGGGAAUGAAAUAGCUGAAAAAUAUCAAAAUUCACUGAAGCGUGCCUACCAGGGCCGUCUCUGUUAAACUUCUACCAAGGACUCGCCUUCUUUUUCACUUGCAGGGUAUAUUCAGCUCUUAACUCUGACAGCUAACUUAUGCUCCUGGGUAAUUUGUAUAAACAUGUGAACUCAGUUGAUGGUUUUCACUUUUCUCCUUGAGCUCCUUGUCAGCUGAGAGGGGUUUUCAGUGGGGGUUUGAGAAAAGACCACAGAGCAUUUUCAGCUACCUGCUGACGGCUCGGAUCGCUCACACUCCCGGCUAAAUGGAUGACGGGUUGCACUGUGGCCUCUGCUGAAAGCAGCGGCUGUAUCUGUUCCAGCGAAAGGGCAAUAGUUGCUGAUGCCUUAACCUUGACGCUUUAUCAGAUGAAAAAGUGAAAGACAGCUGGUCGAUGUCGGUGGGAAUCCGCAGUAGGAUAUUCCCGAGUCUAUCAACACCUCACAUCGAUGAGCCCGCAAGUAAGGAUGUCACUGCUUCACUGCACAGGAAUGUGCUGUCAUGGGGUGUGUGGCGGGGGCAAGAGGCGAAGGAGAGUGUGUCUCCUCGAGCAGUAGCACAAUCCUCCUACUGUCAGGGGACAGAUAUUAAAUCCUUUGGCAGAGUUUCCAACCUGUUCCGGACUGCAAGUGUUCCAGAUGUGGCGGGAAAGCGUCCACAGACGUCGUUUUCGUCCAUCACCAUCGCAGCCCGGAAGGUCUUUUCUACCUCACAGGAAUAUUUAUAUCCAUCCACUCCAGUAAGGCCUUUGAGGCUAUCAACUCAUCCAGAACAGCAAGAAAACUUUGGGAGAAAGGUUUUAUCCAUAUCUUCAAUGAGUGAUUCAAACCCUCAGCCGGGUGUGUGCAGACGGAACACGACCAUCUUGACGCCAAAUGAGUCCAGACGGGCCUACUCACCAGCUGAUGGAUUGAGAUGCUCCGAAAAGAAGAGAGCCCAACUUUUACAUCAGAGAUACCCAGAGGAGGACAGAAAGGAGAAAGUGAUAGGUGGCUCAGUAAUGAACCUGUUUGCCCUGCGGCCUUCUUACCGAUCUUGUAUCCAUCAUGAGGUGCCUCUGAGGUCCAAUAGCUCGGUCGUGUUUUUGGACAAGUCACUUUGUAUAUCCCUUGCAGAACUAGAGGGAAGAAGAGCAGGUCAGCCACCUUUGUAUACAUCCACCUUGUCUGUUCGCCUUAGUGUCUCUUCUUGCCACAGAUUCUCCAGAGAUCACAAAAUAGCCAAAACAAACGAGGGUUUCGGGAGACGCAGAGCAGCCACGUUGGGCAGCAAAAACCACAAUGGCCGCGAUAGUUCUUUGGGUCACUGCAGAGGUCCUCUAUUGAAGAACCUGGGUGAGGUCGACCAAACAGCACCCACUCACGGUGUAAACAACAAGGCUGACGAUUCAAAUACGCACGGCCUUGGCUCUACUUCAGGAUUACUGUCAUUCAAAGGCCCCUCAUCCACAAAGAAGAACAGGAAUGCAGAUGAGGCAGUCAUCUCUGUUCGGAGCAAUUUCAGGCACAGGAAGCACACUUUGAGCUCUGGCCAAGUGGACUCCAGAACAAAGGGCAAGCAAGCAGGAACUGACAAGACAGCAGAAGGACAAAAAGAUGGCUGUUCCAAAGAACGUGAAACAGUUUCCACUUCAGAUACGACCUGUUGCUAUCAUUCCAAACUGCAGGCCAGUGCUCUGGAGGGCACACCCAAGACUCUCAGUCUGAAAGAGGCUUUGGAGCUCUUCAGACCAGAUUUCAUCUGCAGAUCUCAGGGUCGGGUGAGGAGAUUGGAGCAGAGGGCUCGGAGAAGGAAAGCACUGCAGGACUCCAAUCCAGACCUUGUGCAGGGCCUCGGGGAAGAUCGAGGCAAGCAAAAGAGGAAAUGCACCACACCGGAUCCACUUAGUGAUAACCUUUUCAAGCCUAGAGAGAGGACUAUAUCAGGCAGGGAGAUGCAGCUGAGGUCCAGACGGAUUUACAACAAGCUGCCGGAGGUGACAAAGAAGAAGGAGGAGGAGAAAAAGAGAGCUGUAUCACAAAGCAACAGAUUGCGAGCAGAGGUCUUUAAAAAGAGACUCCUGGACCAGAUCUUGCAAAGAUAAACGAGACACCGAAAGGCAAACAGGGUUAAUUCACUGAUCGUCCCGGCUCUUUCUACGUGUUUAUCGAAACUGACUCAGUUCAAUAAAUCUUAAUCGCUGCCAUUGCCUUUGCAUAUGUAUGCAUUUCACUGGGGCUUGAUUUUCAGUUAAAUAUCUGGCUGUAUCUUUGCACUUUGCAUCCUGACUGCGACAGCAAGCAAGGAUUUGAUUUUGCUGACACUGCUUCCGAGCUUUUAUUGUCUUACAGGAGGACAUCAUUUAUCUGUAUGAUUUGAUUUGACAUGUAACCGAGACAUACUUAGACAUCCGCUUAUGCCUCAAUGGCAGAUUAUGGGAAAAUGAUUUUUGCUGACCACAAUCAUGCUGUAAAAAGUGCAGAAAAAGUUGUGUACACCGUGAAAGGUGUGUGCUGUUAGAGCUGAAGUUUCACUCCUACCACGACAUGCUCUUAAUUAAAUAUUGAUAUGAAUUUGUCAGUAGCUUAAUUAUAAAUAAUAUUUGUCUUUUUGAAGCUUGAAUGUCACACAUAUUGAUCAUGUAAUCUGAUGACUUUCUUUAUCAACAAUAUCAGUUUCAUUGGUUGAACAGUACCUCAAGUGUUACAAAGUGAAAUAAAAAUAUUCCAAGGACA
Mugil cephalus (flathead mullet) is the source of this 2846-nucleotide messenger RNA. RefSeq lists its product as uncharacterized. Bases 527 to 2215 code for a protein of 562 amino acids. Gene Ontology annotation, biological process: regulation of centriole replication. NCBI's taxonomy places the organism in Eukaryota, Metazoa, Chordata, Actinopteri, Mugiliformes, Mugilidae. The transcript has 8 exons. The record is from RefSeq and is a predicted model, not a curated record. Gene Ontology annotation, cellular component: centriole; centrosome; cytosol.